Tribolium castaneum (red flour beetle) is the source of this 1634-nucleotide messenger RNA. Its product is annotated as myrosinase 1. The record is from RefSeq and is a predicted model, not a curated record. Bases 92 to 1576 code for a protein of 494 amino acids. Gene Ontology annotation, biological process: carbohydrate metabolic process. The transcript has 5 exons. NCBI's taxonomy places the organism in Eukaryota, Metazoa, Arthropoda, Insecta, Coleoptera, Tenebrionidae. Gene Ontology annotation, molecular function: beta-glucosidase activity.
AGAUAAAAACUACAUGGUUAAAGAAACGUACGUGUAGAUAUUUGCAACUAUAUAAACGUAUAAACACAUCACUGACCUUAAAGUAGUCAGAAUGAAACUGAGAUUCUUCCUCCUUGUCACAGUUUUCUUAGUAGGGUUGGACAAAUCCAACUCCACUUCGAAAAACAAAUUCCCGGAUUAUUUCAAAUUCGGCGCCGCCACAGCGUCGUACCAAGUCGAAGGAGCUUGGAACGAAGACGGCAAAGGCGAAAACAUCUGGGACCACAUCACUCACACAAACCCCACGUAUGUCGAAAACGAAGACAAUGGAGACGUCGCUUGCGACUCGUACCACAAAUACAAAGAGGACGUCGCGAUGCUUAAAGACUUAGGCGUCGACUAUUACCGAUUUUCCCUUUCUUGGUCCCGAAUUCUACCAUAUGGAGUCGCCGGUUCGCCUGUGAAUAAACUGGGAAUUGAGUACUACAGAAAUUUGACCCAAGAACUGCUCGAUAAUGGGAUCGAACCCAUGGUCACACUGUUCCAUUGGGACACUCCGGAACCUUUGCAGGAGUUGGGCGGGUGGCCUAACCCAGAAAUGGAGGAACAUUACGCAUACUAUGCCAGGACUGUGUUCGAGCAAUUGGGAGAUUUGGUCAAGAUUUGGUUGACUUUCAAUGAGCCGAAACAGACGUGUCUUGAAGGAUACGGCAAAGGGGUUAAAGCGCCAGCUUUUACGACCACAGGAAUGGCUGAUUAUAAAUGCACACACACUUUGAUUAAAUCGCAUGCGAAGGCUUAUCACAUCUAUGACGAGGAGUUUAAGAGUAAACAGGGAGGAAGAGUUGGGAUGGUUAUUGAUACGGUGUGGUUUGAGCCGGCCAGUGGAAGUGAAAAGGAUGCAGAAGCGGCCGAAAGAGCCAUUCAGUUCACGUAUGGUUGGUACGGCAACCCCAUCAUCCUUGAAAAUUACCCUCAAGUCAUGAUCGACCGAAUUGAUGAAAGGAGUAAACAGCAAGGUUUUGCCCAAUCAAGACUUCCAAAGUUUUCAGAGGAAGAAGUGAAUUACAUUAAAGGAACCUAUGAUUUCGUUGCACUCAAUAUGUACACUGCAAAUUAUGCCGAAUGGAAGGAAGAAACAGAUAUUUCCGAUGUCGGUUACGACAGCGAUUUGAAUGUCCAUCUGUUUAUGGAUGAUAGUUGGGAAGAAUCAGCUUCAUCAUGGCUAAGGGUUGUGCCUUGGGGUUUAAGAAAAACAGUAAAUUGGCUUAGUAAAACCUACAAUAAUCCUGAAAUCUUUAUCACUGAAAAUGGCGUUUCCGACCGUGGCGGAAUCGAUGAUCCACAAAGAAUAAAUUUUUAUAGAGAAUAUUUGAGUAAUCUCGUUGAUGCGAUUGUGGAAGAUGGGGUAAAUGUCACAAGAUAUACAGCUUGGAGUUUGAUGGAUAACUUCGAAUGGGGAAGUGGAUAUUCGGAAAAGUUUGGUUUGUACAGUGUUGAUUUUAGCAGCCCUGAGAGAACAAGAACAAAGAAAGCUUCUGCUGAUUAUUAUUCGCAAGUUAUAAGCACUAGGUGUUUGGUAGACUCAUGCGAGUAAAUUUUCUCUCAAUAAAAUGUAUCUGAAAUCUGAAUAAAUAAAUAUUUACACAAACAAA